Messenger RNA from Salvelinus fontinalis (brook trout), 808 nucleotides. Its product is annotated as protein RD3-like. The record is from RefSeq and is a predicted model, not a curated record. The transcript is spliced from 2 exons. NCBI's taxonomy places the organism in Eukaryota, Metazoa, Chordata, Actinopteri, Salmoniformes, Salmonidae. Bases 1 to 672 code for a protein of 223 amino acids.
AUGUUCCCCUGGUCAGCAGUUUUUUCUCUGGAGCCGAAGGUGCCUGGACAGCGUACGGCAGAAGAACUAGUCACCAAUACUCUGAUGCUGGAGCUGGGUGCCAUGGUGAAGCGCACUGAACGUAUCCGCCUGGAGAGGGUGACACAAGAGGGCCGGCGCCGACGCAGCUCCUCCUCUGCUGACUACAGAUGGCUGGCCACUGCCCCCACCCACCAACCCUACGAGCUGACCCCCCGAGACCUGAUAGAACUGCAGGACCUGUGUGCCAGGGUGCCACCAUCUCAGUGUGGCCCUGUCAUUGUCAGGUUCAGGAAUCUGGUGACAAAGACAGAGCCGGAGGUUUACGAGGUGGCUCGUCUGUUCCGCACGGUUCUACGUGACUGUGUGGAGGGAGAAGAGGAGAACGAGGAGAUGAGAACGAGGUCAGCCGGCUAUGACAAACAACGCAGCAAGAGCCUCUCCUUUGUAACCUUCCGCUCCAAGUUCCGCCCCGCACCCUUCAGGGGCGUGGGCCUGGGUGGGUCGCGCGGCAACCUGCAGGAGGAGUCAAACUGGUACGAGGAAGAGGUGGAGGAGCAGGAGGGAGCAGCGAAUGUGGCGAGAGCAGCCAGGAAGGGGAGGAGCAUGAGCAUGCCUGACAUCACCCCCAUCGAACAGAGUGCACUUGGCUGAGAGAGGGAGGGACAACUGCUGAUGUACAAAAGGGCUUUAUAGAAUACAUCUGAUUGAUUGAGGAAGGGAGGAAUGGGACAAAGAAAGGAAUGUCGAGAAAAGAAAGUCAAAUAUGUCUCAAGAUGAGACAUGCAAC